GGAAAUGUGGACGCGCACCUGUUUUAGAUGAAUUACGGUAGUCUAAACUGUCCCCCCUAACAUAUCCUACACAGACACAACCCGAGUAAUUCAACACUGAUUUCUCUCCGUAUGAGCGAGGGACAGACGGGAUGCAAAAAACUCCAGCGAGACUCAUCACUUGGACUCUUGGAAAGGUGACAUUUUGAAUAAACAAGACAAAGAAAGAACAAUACAAGCUGGGAAGAAGACGCGAAGAGGCACAAAAGCCGCGUGCUUUUUCUCCAUCAACUUCCAAGAAGCGCGACCAUGCAGUCCGUGAGCUAGUGCCCGAUUAUUGUUUCGACUUAUCACCAACUGAGUGAUCAGUUUGAGCAAGGAGGUCAAUACAAGAGAAAGGAAGAACUAAUAAACACUGUUGCCGUUGAAAGUAAUGGUCCUGCGAUAUCAAUCUUAGAUCAAGACUUUUUCCUCUUUUCGCUGCUCAUUUUUCAACGUUUUUGGACUCGCCGGGACAUCUGACUAAACCUGGAAGCGAGCUGCCCACAUGGUCCAGCCCGUAGCGUGAAAGUUGAGUUCUUCAGAAUAUCCGAACAGGUGCCACGUGAUGAUGGUAGAAUCAGCAACUGAGACCAUUCGAACAACGCCCUCCAAUCAAAAUGGAGUCAGCAGCCUGAGCAGCCAAUCGGAGAGCGGUGGCAGGGAUGGGGGGUCCAAUGGCGACGCAAACGGAGAGAUCAACCCAGUGGACUUACUGCAUCUCCAACAGCAGCAGGCUCUGCAGGCAGCGCGUCAGUUCCUCCUGCAACAGGCCACCGGCCUCAGCUCUCCCAGCAGCAACGAGGUGAAACAGAGCGCUGUGCAGGUGCCUGUGUCCAUGGCGAUGAUGACCCCACAGAUGAUCACUCCGCAGCAGAUGCAGCAGAUCCUCUCCCCCCCACAGCUACAGGCCCUUCUCCAGCAGCAACAGGCUCUCAUGCUGCAGCAGCUGCAGGAGUACUAUAAGAAACAGCAGGAGCAGCUUCACCUUCAACUUCUCACCCAGCAGCAGCAGCAGGCAGGGAAACAGGCCAAAGAGCUGCUGAAGCAGAUCAACUGCAGUAACGACAGGUCCAGGGCCAAACUCGCUGCAGACCAGUACAGGGCGAGAGCAGGGACAGAGCUGACCGAGGUCAGGGACGCUUCCCAGCCAGCUGUGUUUUGGCAGUUGGGCAGUAAGCAGCUGGCCUUCCAGCAGCAGUUGAUUCAGAUGCAGCAGUUGCAGCAGCAACACAUCCUCAACCUGCAGAGACAGGGACUCGUGGGCCUGCAGCCGGGACAGGGAGCUGUGCCCAUUCAGAGCCUGCAGCAAGCCAUGUGUCCCCCGGAGCUGCAGCAGCUGUGGAAGGACGUUGCGGGUGGCGUUGCGAGCGCAGAGGAGCCGGUGAAGCACGAGGGCCUGGACCUCAGCACCAACAGCUCCAACUCUACCUCAUACUCCAACGCCAAGGCCUCACCCCAGAUCCCACACCACCCACUGUCCAACGGACAGAACCCCCUACACACUCCAAAGAGAGACCGAGCAAGACUCUUUGAGUGGAUCUCAUCCUUCACCAAGGAGAGCAGCGACGAGCAUCUCACGCCUUACUCCAAAGGCUCCAAUGCCCACGCGCCCCAUGAGGAGCACUCCGGCACACACCCCCUCUACGGACACGGAGAGUGCAAGUGGCCUGGCUGUGAGGCGCUCUGCGAGGACAUGGGACAGUUCCUCAAACAUCUGAACAGUGAGCAUGCUCUCGAUGACCGCAGUACAGCCCAGUGCCGAGUGCAGAUGCAGGUGGUGCAGCAACUCGAGAUACAGCUGGCUAAGGAAAGUGAACGUUUGCAGGCUAUGAUGACCCAUCUUCACAUGCGCCCUUCAGAGCCAAAGCCUUUCAACCAACCUGUGAACCUGGCCUCCAGUGCUUCCCUGCUGAAGCGAGACAGUGAGGCGUACCCAGAGGGCUUACCUCACCCGCCCACCUCCGCGGCGGCACCAAUCACGCCGCUCCGCCAGGGCCCGUCCGUCAUUAGCUCCUCCUCCCUGCACGGCGUCGGGCCAAUCCGCAGACGCAACUCCGACAAGUACUGCACCCCCAUCGCUUCAGAGCUGGCGCAGAAUUGUGAAUUCUACAAGAACGCUGAUGUCAGACCCCCCUUCACCUAUGCCUCCCUUAUCCGGCAUGCCAUCCUGGAAGCUCCUGACCGCCAGCUGACGCUCAACGAGAUCUACAACUGGUUUACACGAAUGUUCGCCUACUUCAGACGAAACACGGCCACAUGGAAGAAUGCCGUGCGCCACAACCUGAGUCUGCAUAAGUGUUUUGUGCGCGUGGAGAAUGUUAAAGGAGCCGUGUGGACCGUGGAUGAAGUGGAAUACCAAAAGAGGAGACCACCAAAGAUGACCGGAAGCCCUACACUGGUGAAGAACAUGAUUUCUGGGCUCGGUUUCGGAUCCCUCAAUGCCAGCUACCAGGCAGCGCUUACAGAAAGCAGUUUGAGCCUGUUCAACAGCUCCACAAUGGCGGCGCUUGCGGAGAGCAGUCUGAGCCUGCUCAACAGCCCGUCUCUGGUCAACACCAGUGGCGGUGGCGGGAGCCUCAACAUGCUGCACGUUGGCCACGAUGACGUCAGUAGCACCGUGGAACAGGUCAACAGCAACGGCAGCUGCAGCCCUGGCCUGUCCCCACAGCAGUACGGCCACCAGGUGCAUGUGAAAGAGGAGCCUGCUGAGCUGGAGGAGGAUAGCCGGCCGGUGUCCCUGAUGGCCAGUGUGUCCCAGAACCUGAGCCUGCCCGCCGACGAGCGCGAUCUGGAGGAGGAGAUGCCCCCCGAGGAGCUGGAGUAGGAUUGGUCCACGCCCGGAGAGGGGGCGGGGCCUACCGGGCACCGCUGCUGACCCUUAGAGGAAGAGGAGGAGGAGGAGGAGGAGGAGGAGGGAUAAUGAAAUGACCACAAACAAGUGAGGAGGAGAAAAAAAAGAAAAAAACCAACAACAUCAAAUAAAACCAAAACAGGGUUAGACCUUACCUGCUCAUGAAUGCAAAAAUGACAGAACAGCCAUUUCACUUUAUGCCCCCAUGUUAGAACUGCCCCCUGCCCUUCAUUCUGUAAGUGUAAACACCCCCCACCCCCACCCUGGAUUGCCCAACAGAAGCUAUUGUCCACCACAGUUCCAUAGUUUCAGUAUCCAGGUGGAGUCACAGAGACGGUUGUCAUGGUAUCCAGAGGGAGUGUAGUUGUUAAGUUGUUGUUCGGUGCCGGUGUUGCUUUGGAACCAGAAAAAGUUCAAUAUACAUACAGGUGUGUGAGUGUUUGCUAGGCAACACAUAAGGUUGCCAUUUUUUGUAAGUCCCUAAGAGAUCUAACUCUGUUUUUUGUUUUCUUUUAAGUGGUAUUUUUGUUCUUUUUUUUUUUUUUUUUUUUUUGCCUCCAAACACUGCUUUUGCUUUUGGACAUAAAGGAAGGACAGUGGAGAUGUAAACGAGGGACGCUCAGACAGGGGGCCUCGUGACGAGGGGAAAGUGAGUGAUGCCAGGACAGUCAUCAGCCACACGAGGGUCUUGUUUUGCAACAAACCAGGACUCGAGCAGGACUCUGACCGCCACCUCCUCGUCUGCCUGAGGACCCCAGUAUUCCGUGUGUGUGUGUGUUUUUCUGAGAUCAGUGUGGGCAGGGUUGGGGCAACGUUAGCCUUGGAGACCAGGCAGACUGUUCGCCCCAGAGAUUGAGAGAGAGAGAGAGAGAGAGAGAGAAAGAAAAGAAA
Messenger RNA from Alosa alosa (allis shad), 3763 nucleotides. It is a transcript of the gene foxp4, whose product is annotated as forkhead box P4. The transcript is spliced from 20 exons. The coding region runs from base 587 to 2845 and encodes 752 amino acids. The record is from RefSeq and is a predicted model, not a curated record. Gene Ontology annotation, molecular function: DNA-binding transcription repressor activity, RNA polymerase II-specific; RNA polymerase II cis-regulatory region sequence-specific DNA binding. Gene Ontology annotation, cellular component: nucleus. Gene Ontology annotation, biological process: regulation of transcription by RNA polymerase II. NCBI's taxonomy places the organism in Eukaryota, Metazoa, Chordata, Actinopteri, Clupeiformes, Clupeidae.